Molecule: messenger RNA, 1425 nt
Organism: Naegleria gruberi
Lineage: Eukaryota; Heterolobosea; Eutetramitea; Acrasida; Naegleriidae
Exons: 1
Coding region: 1-1425 (474 amino acids)
Biological process (GO): signal transduction
Cellular component (GO): plasma membrane
Molecular function (GO): GTP binding; GTPase activity; GDP binding
Source: RefSeq, a predicted model, not a curated record
AUGAUGAUGAACAAUAAUAAUAACCAUGACACAACCUCUUCUGCUACACUCAUCAGGAGGAGAAGGAGUAGUCUAUUGAAUAUUAUACCCUCAAUGUUAUUGGGAGGUGGUUCUUCAUCAGAUCUGCUCUCUUCGAGUGCCGUAACGACUUCGAAUACAACCAAUAAUAAUUCAGCCAACAAUGUAUCAAAUCAAAAUCCUCAAGCCUACAAUAUUUGUGUGUUAGGUACAAGAGGAGUUGGUAAGAAAUCACUGGUUUCUUACAUGAUUAAUGGUUACUACAAUCCUUCUACAUUUAUGAAUUCAAUUCGUCAGGUGGGAGAUGAAGAAGAAUUAGAUGAUGAGGCUUCUACUUGGACAGCCAAUGAUGAUCAAUCGGUUCUAUCGGAGAGGAGUUCAUCCUUCUCAUCAUUACAUUCGUUCAGGAAGGAGAAUGAUGAAUUGAGAGCAGACUAUUCAAAGGUGAUUGAGGUGGAAAAUGGAGAAAGAAAUGUAAAACUAAACUUUUUCUUACUUUCUCAUUCCUUUUCAGAUAUAAGAAAUAGAAACAUGAUGGAUAGUGAUUUGGAGUUUGUAAAAACUGUGGCUAGAGCCCAUUUAGUGAUUAUGGUUUACGAUGUAACAGAGCUGCCUUCAUUCGAAUCUCUUGUCCUUUACCAUGAACAAUUAUCAAAGAUAACCUCAAAUCUGCCUUCAGACGAAACCCAUGCUGAUCCACUUGCUAGUUUCAAAUUUGGAUCCCCUCAGAGUCCAGCUCUAUUAAUGACCUCUCCAAGAACUCCUAGAGGAGGUCAGCAACGAAAGAUAAUGGCAGUAGGAGUCAAGACAGACCUCGAGGAUGAUAGAACAGUUUCAGAGUCACAUAUUCUCUCACAUAGGAAUGUUAUUGGAAGUGAUAUCAAGUUUUAUGAAUGUUCGAGUGUUACUGGGGAGAAUGUGCUAACCUUCUUUGAGGAUGUGAAAGAACUUGCAAAAUCAAUAAUAAGGCCAAAGAGCGUUACAGCAAAUAUUGAAACAAAACAGAGAAGGUCCAGUUUGGUGAUUUCAUCUUCAAGAACGAAUAACUCUGCCUCAUCCAGUACUCCAAAUUUGGAAAAUAGAAGAGCUAGUCUUAGAUUGGUUGACUCUUUCAAAAAUAUUGGAAACAAAAUAAGAAAUAGAUCAAAUUCCAUUUCCACUAGCUCUCCAGUCAUUAAUGAAAAGAGAAGAUCUCAAUCUAUUGGUUUAAUCAUCUCACAACAUGAACAAAACACUGGUUACAAAAUCUCAUCACUCAAUUCAGAUUUAGAUAACGGAUCUCAAAAGAAACAACAAACAGUUAACAAUAAUUCUAAAUCAUUCCCUCCAUCAUCAUCUGAACCACCACAAUCCAAAGAAGUUAGAAAAAGACCUAACACUCUAUUUAACAUUUUCAAACGUAAAUAA